AUGUCCUGUUCCACCUUGCGGAAAACACCUCCCACUGCAAAAGAUAUGAAGAGCACUACUCAGGGGACCACACUGAAGCAGCAGGGUUUUCAUGAGUUGAACAAAAGAAGAGCUUUUUUACAAGAUAACAGCUGGAUAAAGAAGCGUCCUGAAGAAGAACGAGAUGAGAACUAUGGUAGGGUGGUGCUCAGCCGACAUAAUUCCCAUGAUGCUUUGGACAGGAAAACAAACGGGAGAGAUGAGCCAAAAGCCACAAUUAGUCGGUACAGAUCUGAUGACACUUUGGACAGGAUCUCAGACAGAAAUGAUGCUGUUAAAACAUAUAAGGCCAAUACCUUGGAUAACCGACUAACUAAUAGAAGCUUGUCCACGUUCAGAUCACCAGAAGCAACAAAAAUGCAACCUGGAGGUUUGCUCAAUACAAAUACCACCAACACCCCCACCUCUACCUCUGCUACAACUCCUGUAAAGAAAAAGAGACAGUCCUGGUUUCCUCCACCCCCUCCAGGCUGCAAUACCACCCCAAGCACAGGAGCAAUCAAAAGGGAGACAACUGUUCACCCUCCCAUACCUCCAAAGCCCAAUUCCCCUGUUGCAUCUCCUCACCUGCCGAGACGGGAUAAUAGGCAGAUAUGUCCACCUAAACCAGGUGUACACACAGAAGCCCACAGAUCUGCUGAAAGAAAUCUAAGGAGUCAGGAUCUUGAGAACAUUGUCAAAGUGGCCUCUUCACUUCAGAAGACUGAUAAGGGUGAAGAAUUGGAUAAUCUGAUCCAGAUGAACAAAAGCUUGAGUAGAAAUCAAGGUCUUGACGGUCUCUUCAGAGCAAAUCCUAAGACAGAGCAAACAGAGAAAAGAGCCAAAAGCCUUGAAAAUCUCAUCUUUUUGAAUUCCUUGAUGGAUAAAGAUGGAAAAGGAAGCCAAGACCUUGGGAACCCUACUAAAGUCAACCAAAAGUCUGACAAGCAGGAGAAAGGUCAGGAUUUUGAAAUGAUUAUCACACCGAACACCAGGACAGAUAAAAAUAGUUUGAAACUGAACCUUGAUCAUGUUAUCAAAGUGAACCCCAAAAGAAGUGAAUAUUCCACUGGAAAACAAGACCUCAAUGGACAUAUUAAAGUAAACCCUGAAAUAAAUAAAAAUAUCAAGAGGGGACAGAGCCUUGAAAAUCUCAUCAAAGUGACUCCUGAUGUAAGCAGAAGUAGCCCAAGUUCCAAAGACCUUGAUAAACUCAUCAAAAUGAAUCCAAGAACAGGAAAGAGUAUGCAAGGUGGCCAAAGUCUUGACAACCUCAUCAAAGUGGUUCCCGACACAAGCAGAACUCAUCACCGGAAACAAGACCUGGAAAAUCUUACCAAAGUAGUCUUCUCAGCAAACAAAAGCAGUGAACAGGGUCUCAAUGAGCUCAUCAGUGUAAGCCCCAAAGCUGUCAAAAAGAUGACUGGAGACCAAGACCUAGAAAAUAUAGUUGAAGUAAAUUCUAAUGUGUCCAAACAUAAGAAUGGAAGGCAAGAUGGCCAUGUCAAUGAAACCGCUGAUGCCGUCAACAACCAGUCUACUAGAACAAGUGCUUAUGAAACCAGAAAGACUCUCAGCUCCAAUUCUGAAACCAGGAAUGCAGGACCAAAGGAUACCAUUGUGUACACAACAACUUAUGUGGAGAAUAGGAAAUCACCAAAGGUUGGCUAUCGAGAGAAUGUUUCUGGAAAAUACAUACAGACUGUUUAUUCGACAUCUGAUAGGUCUGUCAUUGAAAGAGAUAUGUGCACUUACUGUCGAAAACCCUUGGGCACAGAAACGAAAAUGAUUUUAGAUGAAUUACAAAUUUGCUGCCAUUCUACUUGCUUCAAGUGUGAAAUAUGCAAGCAGCCUUUGGAAAAUCUACAAGCAGGUGACAGCAUUUGGAUUUAUAGACAGACAAUACACUGUGAACCUUGUUACUCCAAAGUUGUGGCAAAGUGGAUACAAUAAUUCUGCCAUAUGGAAAUCAAGAUGCAAGCAUUCAUUAAGGAAUUAAGCAUUAUUUUAAGAAAAUGUAAUCUAGAAAAGCUUUUACACUGAUGAUUGACUCAUACAAUUAAGAACUCUGCUGUUGCAUAAAUAAUCUAAUUGCCUUCAAAAGGUCAGAUAAAAAAAAAAGAAACUAUCUAGUACUGAGUAGAUUUGGUGAUCAAAAAUCCAAAGGUUUCCAUUUACCAAAUGUCAAAGGAUGAUACAUCUGCUGGCAAUGAGCAUUGAGGACUCUACCCAGGUCUAAUCCUGCACCACCAAGCUAGGCAUGAUGGUUCCCAUGACAGAAAGUUUCUCGUUUUCUCCUCUAUAUUUCCCUAAGAUUUGGAUUUCCAGACAUUAUUGACUCCGGAGAAACUGUCAAAGCAGCAAGAUAUGUUUUCUUUAUGUGCCAAAGAAAUUAUAAUAGAAUUUUUCUUGUAAAGGUUGGCAGAAAGAUCUUACUAUACAAAGCUGAAUGGAUCUCAGAAAAAAAUCACUUAAGCUUUCCAGAUCUCUGUGUCAUUAUCUGCACAUGAAGGACAUUGAACAAAAUUAUUUCUAAAGUCCAUUUGAUUCCCAAAUUCUCUAAUUCUAAGACAAGUUUUUCUUUGCCCUUUUGAAAGAUCCCUGAAUGUGUAUUUGUUAAGCCUACUGAACUGAAGAGGACGUCUUAACCCUGUAGAGUCAUCCUUCAGUUUAUUACAGAUACAUGCUUAUAGAGUUUGUUUUUAAAACAGAAAAACAUGGAUUUACGGGUAGUGGGUAAAGUCUGACAUGUGUAGUUAUAUAUAAUUUGUUAAAUAUCUCUUUGCAUGCAUUUCAAAACAUGGGUAUACAAAUCAUCUUUGAGAAAUAAUGAUUAUGGACAACAGAUAGAUUCUUUAGCAUGUUACAUCUAUCCAUACUACAUAACACUUCAGAUUUACAGACCUCUGAUAAAUAAAAUCAACUAUC
Messenger RNA from Condylura cristata (star-nosed mole), 2946 nucleotides. RefSeq names its product sciellin (gene SCEL). The record is from RefSeq and is a predicted model, not a curated record. Gene Ontology annotation, biological process: epidermis development. NCBI's taxonomy places the organism in Eukaryota, Metazoa, Chordata, Mammalia, Eulipotyphla, Talpidae. The coding region runs from base 1 to 1971 and encodes 656 amino acids. Gene Ontology annotation, cellular component: cytoplasm. The transcript is spliced from 30 exons.